Cladophialophora immunda is the source of this 1832-nucleotide messenger RNA. Its product is annotated as ribosomal protein S10. Gene Ontology annotation, molecular function: structural constituent of ribosome. The record is from RefSeq and is a predicted model, not a curated record. The transcript has 3 exons. Gene Ontology annotation, cellular component: small ribosomal subunit; mitochondrion; ribosome. NCBI's taxonomy places the organism in Eukaryota, Fungi, Ascomycota, Eurotiomycetes, Chaetothyriales, Herpotrichiellaceae. Gene Ontology annotation, biological process: translation. The coding region runs from base 169 to 1356 and encodes 395 amino acids.
AACUUUUCUGAGCCGAAUCGCGUCUUGCGCCCUCCAGAGUCAAUUGCUUGGAUUGCCAAAGUGCGAAUGACCCUAUAGCGGUUGCCGGCGAGGGAAAUUUGCUGGGAGAUCCUAGAUCUGCUGACAGAAGACACUGCGCCCCUAGAUUCCUCGAAAGACGUCUGAAAGAUGGCGGCGCCCCGAUGUCUUCGCAUAGCUAUCGAAGCAUGCCGCCCUCAGAAGACAACGACCGUUCCGUUUAAACCUCGCCUUUCAGCUCCAUCCCUUCCGCAACCGUCGACACGAGCCUUCUGCUCUGGUUCGCUACGAUACGAACGAGACAAUAAAGACAAGUCGCUAGAAACCGGUCCUGUUGAUAUCACUGCAGGCUUCCCAACACCAGAAAUCGGAUCCUACAAGAUCCAGGAAGCCCCCACUGAAGCGAGAGGGUCUGCUAAAGAGAGCGGCACAGAAGAUGACUCGGCGGCACCGAUACCCAAGCCCAAGCAUACCCCAACUUCGAUACAACGGUCCAAAGCGAGGCCGGACGUGGUGUCAGAAGUUCAAGCCCAGGAACUACAGCAGAUGUCGGCAUCGACGCCACAGCCGACCAAAUCCUCUUCGACAGCAGCUAACGUGACCUCUCCGUCGCAAGCACAGGAAAAGGCACGACCGCGGCCGCCCACAAAGUCAACUCCCAAGGCCGCCAGAAGCUCGCCAUCCACGCCUCCACUGGCUUCGUCCGAGACACCCGCCCCUGCACCGGGAGAUGAAAAUACAAGACCGAAUGUACCGCCCAACGUCCUCGCGGCCUACCGCACCCCGCUCUACCACCCUACCACCCACGGUAUCCCCGUGUGUCAACUCCAGCUCCGAUCUUUCAGCACCCGCAACCUCGAGUUCUACGCCGACUUCUGCGUCCGCGCCGCCUACUACCUAUCCCUGCCCUGCAGAGGUCCCACGCCGCUGCCGAAAAAGAUCGAAAGGUGGACGGUUCUCAAAAGCAACUUUGUGAAUAAAAAGGCACAAGAGAACUUUGAGAGGAUCACAAUGAAGAGGUUGAUCACGGUGUAUGACGGACACCCGGAAGUGGUUGAGACGUGGUUGGCGUUUGUGAGAAAAUGGCAGUUUUACGGAGUAGGCAUGAAAGCGAAUCUGUGGGGUUGGGAGGGCGUCGACGUUGCCUCCAAAAUGGACCACGACUUCACCUCUCUCGAGAAGGAUCUCGAUGGAAAAUUGCGCCUGUUCGGAUUCAACAAGACCGCGGGCAAGAAGAACGAUCUGCUUGGGUUACUGGAGAGGCAGGGGAACAGGCGGGAGGGUGUUGGCAUGAGCGAGGUUCGGGAGAAGAGUAGGACGACCGAGGAUCCCUGGUAAGCAGUUCUCCUGAUCAGAUGAGACGAAGUUUCCGCAGUGCAAGAUGCAUUCGCCGUGGGCCGUCGGCGGAUGGAAUGAGGAGAUGGUCAGACCGACAGACCGGAUGGGAUCACCACAGACUAGCAAAAGGAGGUUAGGGAGGUUCAUGAGGCGCGCGAGGAGGCUCCAGAACCAUGACAACGUUCACCAAAAGUUGCGGUGUGAGAUAUUGUGGUAUGUAUAGUCUCGACGGAAGAGACAGUAUCGAAGAUGGCGAUCCACGGACUGACUAUGCUUGGGCUUCUAAUGCCACUCAUGGUCCCAAACCGGCCGGCAUUGCUGAAUGCUCAUACCCCUGGGGGUGGUUGAGUAUACUCUGUGUAUAGAUUGAUGUACAAAUGAAGGCGCAUUCAGUGAUAUACACGACGAAGCAAUGCAAGCUUUGGAACGAGCGAAUCAGGGCCAACGGUAUCGAUUCCCUAGCAGUUCUAGAUCUG